AUGUUGAGGGUUCAAUGGAAGCGAAGUUUGCAUACUUGCACCUCCCGACUAGCUGUACAGCCGGGGAAGGGGAAGGGUCAGGGCUUUUCGAAGGCACCUAGUACAUCCGGCAAGAGACCUGCUCCAAAGAGGAUUUCUCUGACGUCAUUGUACAAGAACUGGAAGGAUACGGUUCAUACAGCAAAACUGAAUGCCGGUGCUGUUUCUGUCGAUCUGCCCACCCUGACUAACCAAAAGUUGUUUGGCUCGAACGAGGAUGAUUCUUUGAUUGGGAAAGUGACGACUUUCUCCUCGGAACAGUGCAAGUACCUGCAUCAUUUAGGGUCAUUCAAGAAAAAUCAGUUUAGAGAACUGUUCCCACAACCAGUGUCACUUAUAAGAAGGGACUCCACGAAGAAAUUUAUAUCCAUUAUGAAGGGUGAUGUAGCUGAUACAGAUGGUAGUCCAAGAUCUAAGAAGUAUGUAAUCACUGGUGAAUCUGGUGUUGGCAAAACCACUCUGUUAGCACAAUUACAUGCAUACACGGUGGAUAAUAAAGGUAUCGUCAUCAACAUCCCAUACCCUGAGAUGUUUUUAAACGGCCGGAACGAUUUCUUUUGGGAUGAAAAAUCGAAAAGUUACGUUCAACCAAUGUACCUUAAGAAGCUGAUCAAAAAGAUCUUGAAGGGGAACGAUAAGGACGUGCUAUCAUCCAUAAAACUAUCGAAGGACUAUAAAUUUUUGAACACCACACUAAAGGGCACACAAACAAUUAACCUGAAAGAGGGGGGCAGCUCAAUGUAUGACCUACUGAGUGCUUCUGCAAAUCCAAACCUUCGUGGCUCACAAUUUUCUGCGAUCAUUGAGGAAUUCUAUUUGCAGAAAGGUAUACCCAUAACGUUCACUGUCGAUAACGUCUCCCGCAUCUUCACCUCCUCAUAUUCAGAAUAUAAAAAUGCUAACAACAAAAACAUCCCAACUUUAAGUUUCCAACUGACAAAAACUAUCAUGAAUCUGAUCAGUGGAGAAAUUCCAUUGAACAACCCACAAAGUUGUGUUGUAUUGGCCAUAUCAGGCGAAGACAGGACAAAUAGGACGCUACCUGUCGCACUGGGACAAGUGAAGGAAGAUCCGUACAUUAAGAAGUACUACUACGAUCCGGAUUUUGUUAAGAUCCUGCAAAAUGGGGGGGUUCAAGAGUUCAAAGUACCCAAGCUAAACUGUGAAGAGGUUCAAGAGCUAAUGAAAUUUUACCUGGAAUCGAAAAUCGUGCCCGUCAAUGACACAGAGGACAAGUCACUGAACCAACUGUCGGCAGAGAAAUACAUUUUAAGCGGUAAUGGUAAUCCUAGAGAACUGUUGAGAUCCAUAACAUUGACGAGAAGGUGA
Messenger RNA from Huiozyma naganishii CBS 8797, 1368 nucleotides. It is a transcript of the gene RSM23, whose product is annotated as mitochondrial 37S ribosomal protein mS29. The record is from RefSeq and is a predicted model, not a curated record. Gene Ontology annotation, biological process: mitochondrial translation. The transcript has a single exon. Gene Ontology annotation, molecular function: structural constituent of ribosome. Lineage: Eukaryota; Fungi; Ascomycota; Saccharomycetes; Saccharomycetales; Saccharomycetaceae. Gene Ontology annotation, cellular component: mitochondrial small ribosomal subunit. Bases 1 to 1368 code for a protein of 455 amino acids.